Messenger RNA from Fusarium coffeatum, 801 nucleotides. RefSeq lists its product as uncharacterized. Gene Ontology annotation, cellular component: elongator holoenzyme complex. The record is from RefSeq and is a predicted model, not a curated record. NCBI's taxonomy places the organism in Eukaryota, Fungi, Ascomycota, Sordariomycetes, Hypocreales, Nectriaceae. The coding region runs from base 1 to 801 and encodes 266 amino acids. Gene Ontology annotation, biological process: tRNA wobble uridine modification. The transcript is spliced from 3 exons.
AUGGCUUCCAUGUCACGGAUACCUCAUCUUCUAGAGCCAUAUAUUGCUCUCAACUCUGAAGGCUCGCUAAAUCUUGUCACAAACGUACUUGGCGCAAGUUCAAACUGGCUGCUCCUGCGACACAUCUACUCAUACUUGAGAGGAAGCACAGAUGAUGAGAGCACCAAAGACACAGGCGUGGUACUGGUCAGCUUUAUGAGAGAUGGUGCUUUCUGGAGGGAGGGAUCUUCAAAGCUGGGGUUGGAUCUAGAUGCCCUCAGCAGGGCAGGACGCUUCGCUUUCGUAGAUGGACUCACGGGGCUCUACGAUGACGCCAAGCCUCAAGCACCAAGUGCACGCAAAGAGAGAGUACUAAGAGGUACAGAUCUUGCUGACAUCAAGAGGGAAAUAGAGGGAGCUCUUGGGGACUUGCGAGCCUCGAGGAAAGUUCUCAUCAUUGAUCAACUCGAUGCCUUGCUCGCCGUUACUGAUGAAUCAACCACGAGUCUCACGUUACAAAACCUCGUUCUCGGUCUCCGCAGUCUUGUUCAUAGCGCUCUUCUCACACUUUCUGCCGACACACCUCUAGUUGCUGCUCAAGUUACCACUCUUGAACGAGAGCACGCCAGCCUUGUCCUCUCGACAGCUCAUGCGGCUGACGCGGUAUUGGCAUUACGUAUGUUGGACACCGGAACAGCGAAGGACGUCAGUGGUGUGGUCCGAAUUACAGGCUCUGGCAUUGAAGGAAUGGGGGGUGCCGUUGAGUACCUCUAUCACGUUGUUGCAGAUGGCGGUGUUAAAGUCUUUGAAAGAGGAACAUAG